AUGGGCGAGUGCGUCCGCAACCCGGGCUACAUGUACUACAACUGCCCGCGCAGCUGCCUGGUCUGCAACGUCACCUACCUGGACACGGUGCCGGAACAGGUGGAAAUCGCGCCCGGCGUCUGGAUGCCCACCAUCGGGUUUGGCACCGCCGGUCUGGGGGACGCCACUGCAGAGGCCGUCGCCUCCGCCCUGGCAAAUGGGUACCGCCUGCUCGAUUCGGCGCAGGCCCGCGAAUGGUACCGGGAGGACCUGGUGGGCGAAGGCCUGGCGGCCAGCGGCGUGCCUCGCUCCCAGGUGUUCCUCACCUCCAAGCUGCACCCGCGCAACCUGGGGUACUGGAACACGCUGUCCAUGGUACGCCAGUCGCUGGCCGACCUGCGCACCGACUACCUGGACCUGUUCCUGCUGCACUACCCCGACUGUGGCGCAGGGCUCUGCCCCGGCCUGAACCCCGAGGGCACCUGGCAGGACUCCUGGGCGGCGCUGGAGGAGCUGGCGGCGGAGGGCCUGGUGCGCGCCAUCGGCGUGGCCAACUUCGACGUGGUGCAGCUGGAGGCGCUGCGCCUGGCGGCGCGCACGCCGCCCGCGCUGGUGCAGACGGGCAUGGAGCCGCGCGACCCCGGCGCGGCGGUGCGCGCCUGGUGCCGGCGCCACGGCGUGCGGCACCAGGCCUACUCCAGCCUGGGCACGCAGCGCGGCGCCGCCGCGCUGCUGGGCCACCCGGUGGUACGCGGCGUGGCGGCGGCCCACGCCGAUGCCGGCGCCACGCCGGCCCAGGUGUUGCUGGCCUGGGCGCUGCGCCACGGCUCCGCCGUGGUACCGCGCUCCGCCUCGCCCGCGCACCAGCGCGAGAACCUGGCCGCUGCGAGGCUGGCCCUGAGCGCCGCGGAGAUGCAGGACCUGGACGGCCUGGACGGGGCGUGA
This is a messenger RNA of Auxenochlorella protothecoides, 924 nucleotides long. RefSeq names its product putative oxidoreductase. Gene Ontology annotation, molecular function: oxidoreductase activity. The record is from RefSeq and is a predicted model, not a curated record. Lineage: Eukaryota; Viridiplantae; Chlorophyta; Trebouxiophyceae; Chlorellales; Chlorellaceae. Bases 1 to 924 code for a protein of 307 amino acids. The transcript is spliced from 2 exons.